GGCCCCGCCUCCCCUCGUCCCGCCCCGCGCGGAGCCGCCCGCUGCGGCGACCAGCUCCGGAGGCCGAGGGGCUGCCUGGCCGCGCCGCCCGCCGCCGCUCCGCCAUGUGGCUGCUGCCCGCCUGGGUGCUGCUCAGCGCCGUGGGCGCCGGUUCUGCCCAGUUGAUAUUUAGUGGGACAGAUGUUGUUGAAAGAACUGACUGUAAUAAAACUGUCAUUUUACCUUGCUAUGUGACUAAUCUGAAGGACAACAAUCCAAAUGUCACGUUUGUGACGUGGAAAAAACAAAGAAAAAUAAUUUUUUCUUUUGAUGGAAAAAACCAGGAGUUUUUCAGAGAUCCAGAGUUUCAAUCAGCUGACUUAGUAUCUCGGGCAGAUUUACCCAAAGGUAUUGCCUCUCUAAUGCUUAGUGGUGCAGAAGCAACUGUUGGAAAUUACAGCUGUGAAGUAACAGAAUCGAACAGAGAAGGAGAAACAAGAAUUGAACUUAGAAACCACUCAGUUGUCAGUUGCGGCGAGGAAAAUACCUCAACAUCAAAGGAGAUAUGUGGAUCAUGGUUUCUUCUAAUGGAAAGGGCUAUCAUCAUAGCAUUACUGUUCUUAGUUAUUACUUUGUGCGCGGCUCAGUCAAGUGUUAUCGUAUUAAAAUAUGAAACGGUACCUCAGAAGAAAACAGGCAUUAUUGUAGCAGUUAUCAUCUUCGUAGUUGCUGCUGUUGUAGGCACGGUUCUGUUUGUCCAAGAUGGCUAUACUGCACAGAAUCAAGCUGGCCUUGGCCUGAUUGUAGUCCCUGCUGUGAUUUUGGUACCGCUUCAAUAUGUUAUGUUUGGAAUUGUUUUCGAUAGUCUACCACAAGCAACAUUUGCUCUGAUAGGUUUGCACAUUCUUGGUUAUGUAAUUGCUGUGGUUGGUUUUGCACUGUGUGUCUCAGCCUGUCCUCCAUUACACGGGUCUGUUGUGAUUGCUGGCUUAGCUAUUAUGGCCAUUGCAAAUUUGCUUAGUCUGGCUUACGUGUUUAUUAUGGGUUCCAGAAUGAAAGAUCAUCCUCGUCCAGGGAAAGCUGUAGAAGAACCACUAAAUGAUGCAAAAGGAGUGAUGUUAGAAUGAUGAUCUGCAGAGCAAUGUGAUAUGUGAAAAGUACACCGUUGUUGAUACACCGUGGCCUUGAAGAUGCACUACUCAACAAGAAGAAAUUCAGGAAACUAGUUGUUUUGCAUGUGUGGCAAAAGUGCUUUUGAUAUAAAUGAGGUAAUUUUAUAGUCACAGCAGCUGUAGCAAGGAAUGUGUGGUUGCCCACAUGUGAUCUUUAUUUCUUUUAUUAUGGUAUAUGUGGGAUAUUUGAGGGUGAGCAUAUGAAAAGCACUGUUUGCCCACUACAGGGUCUCCCUGCAGUAAUCCUUAGUGGUAUUAUUUUCAAAAACUAUCAUUAGUCACUGCUUUGAUAAUGGGCCUGCUGGGCCCACAGAUUGCAAUACCAUUUAGACUAUUGUUUUCUUUAUUUGUGUGCAUGGGCAAGGUAUGGUCAUAUGUCUAUGAUACAAGCAGGAAGUCAAGACUGUACAAAUACAUCUUUUCUGACAUUCAGCAAAAUUUUUAUAAAAAAAAAAAUAAAUAAAAUGCUUAUACACAAAGUUGCAUAAGUACGAAGUUUACUCCCAGCUCUUCUUAAGUUAUUAACUGAGUUCUCCUAAUUCCACGAAACAGUAGUGUUCCUCUCUACGGGCAGUAGUCAUGUGUGCUCUGGUGGCCAAUAUUUUAGUCCAGUGAGAGAGUUCUCUGUGCCUCUUCUGUAUUCUUUGAUGAGAAACUGCUCAGCUGUUGGAGCCUAAUUCAGCACUGGAAUUAUGGAGCACAGCAGCUAGUAAUUUUCAUGCUGAAUGUGGUUCUUGUGUAUGUUCAUGUUGUGUGGUGUGUGGUACUGGAAGCAACUUCAGGCUUUCUUAACUCAGUGAAUUUGUAAAAGUCAUGGAUGCUUCAUAAAAAUAGGAGUUGUCCUAUUUAGUGUAUAUUUGACAGAGUUUUAAAAUCUUAUUUUGGAAACAAGGAGCUAUUUCAUUUCUGACCCAAGUUUGUGAUGCUGCCAUUACAUCACAAAUAGAUAAAAUAGAAAGUAAGUAGGAGGAGCUGAUGAGAAGCGAGGAGGCUCAGUUUCUGUAUAUAUGUAAGUGGUACAGUUAAAAAUCGUUUUUUCUAGGACUUGCACAUUCCAUGAGAUUUUACCACGUUUUAUAACUGUUUUGAGAGUUGUUCCAAUGCAGUUGGCUUCUCUUGGGCUUCAUGUAUACUUUGUAGAAAUCUUGACGCUGUCUCCUUUUCGUACUAAGGUAGUAUCUUUCAAAGGCACACAUGGUUUUCUCCUCCUAACAAUUUAAAACUUUGGAAAGCUGUUACCAAACAGUAAUGU
This is a messenger RNA of Strigops habroptila (Kakapo), 2403 nucleotides long. RefSeq names its product CD47 molecule (gene CD47). Gene Ontology annotation, cellular component: extracellular exosome; plasma membrane. Gene Ontology annotation, molecular function: thrombospondin receptor activity. The coding region runs from base 105 to 1106 and encodes 333 amino acids. Gene Ontology annotation, biological process: positive regulation of cell-cell adhesion; positive regulation of phagocytosis; positive regulation of inflammatory response. The record is from RefSeq and is a predicted model, not a curated record. The transcript is spliced from 12 exons. Lineage: Eukaryota; Metazoa; Chordata; Aves; Psittaciformes; Psittacidae.